Messenger RNA from Penicillium manginii, 498 nucleotides. RefSeq lists its product as uncharacterized. The coding region runs from base 1 to 498 and encodes 165 amino acids. The transcript has 2 exons. The record is from RefSeq and is a predicted model, not a curated record. Lineage: Eukaryota; Fungi; Ascomycota; Eurotiomycetes; Eurotiales; Aspergillaceae.
AUGGAGCUUUUCUUCGAUUUUGAAAAUCGCCGUGCUAUCUCCCUGGAGGAAGGCGAUGAUGAUCGGAUGUCUUUUAUAACCGUACAAGACUUCACUGAUGCAAUUGUCCAGGCUGUUGAAUUUGAGGGGGAGUGGCCUGUUAUUGGUGGCAUCCGAGGUACGGAUAUCUCUAUUGGAAACUUGAUUGCGCUGGGCGAAAGAGUUCGCGCUGAUAAGAAAUAUCCCGCAAUAGGUGGCUCGAAAUUCCACGUUGAACGGGUGAAGGUGCAAGACCUCCAGAACGAAACGUGGAGCACCUCUUGGGUCCCGAGGAUCGAUCAUCCUUCAAUUCCCAAAGAACAAAUCGACGUGUUUUCCAGAAUUGUCUGCGCGGGAAUAUUGCUAGCGACCCACUAUGGGGCCUACUCUGUUUCUGAUGAGUGGAAUCGCUUGUUACCAAGCUUUCAGCCAACCCCUAUUGAAGAAUUUCUGGCAGAGUGGUGGAAUGAUAAGCCUUGA